Molecule: messenger RNA, 16486 nt
Organism: Pocillopora meandrina
Lineage: Eukaryota; Metazoa; Cnidaria; Anthozoa; Scleractinia; Pocilloporidae
Source: the annotation of a GenBank genome assembly
AAACGAAACAAGAUGGACGACGAUGCACACGAAGGUUGAUAGAAGUUCCUCGUUAUUUGCUCUCCUAUUGCAUUUUCUUAAAAUUAGUGUAACUUUCCUUCAAGAUUUUUAUAAUAAUUACCUGGAAAUUUUUAAAUAACACCACGAAUCUUUCCUUUUGAUGUGGAAAAUGAAAGGAUUAAUUUAAGGUAUUAACAUUCGCAUACAAUCUGUCUGUUCCUAUGUUUCUCAGUGUUUUUGUUUUUCUCUAGGCGAUAUCUGCAGGGUUUGUCGCGCUGAAGGGACACAUGAUAAGCCUCUGUACCACCCAUGUAUAUGCACGGGAAGCAUUAAAUUUAUACAUCAAGAAUGGUACGUAUUUUGAGCUUUUUAUCCAGGUUUUUUACAAGAGCACCAUACUGGAAUGUGGUAGACCGGCGAAGCAGAUCUCGUGAUCUGCAUCAAUAUCUCUUGUAUUUAGUGCUUAACAUCGUUGAUUGUUUGCACAAGGCCGAAAAAUUACGCUCAGAGCAAUUUUUGCUCAAUCAAAGGGAAAUAUAGAAUGGAUGAAAGCGAGAUGUUGAAUUCACUUACAGGAAGAUUACAGUGUACAUGUGCGUUGUAUUUUAGAAUUCUGUUUUGUUUUCAACGUUGUCUAGACCGAAAGAUGUCAACUUACGUAAGUAGCGAUAAAAAGGAAAUAGAAAGUUUCGGCUUGUUAUCUAUGAUCGGUAAAGCAGUACAGCGGUUUGCUUUGUUAGUGCAGUGCAAAAUUAUUAUACAUUUCUAGUUUCCUUGUAUAAAUAGCUUCCUCCUUAGUCUCUUUUGUAUUAUGACAUUUUUAGAGUCAGUAUUUAGUUACAGAAAAUUGUCAUGGUGCUUUAAUUUUAUAGUGUUGGUAAGCUACAAGGUCAAAGUGUUUUCACAAUAAUAGUAUUUAAAUAUGUGACUUUCAUAGAUCCAGGCAUUGAAAUGAUACUAUUAUUAUGGAGCCUUAACUAAACCACUACAGUUAUCAUUUUAGCUAGUGUAAACAAAGUAUUCUAUUUUAAAUUCCUUCACUUUUAAUCAAAUAAUAGUUAAAUUCUCUCAAUAUGGUGGGAAAUUAAAUGGUCAGAUGAACAAUUUUGUCUCUUUGGUGGUAUGGAGGUGAAUAGUACUUGCCAGUUACCUCCAAACUUGCCAAUCAGCAUGACUGUGAAAAGUACCUUUUAUUUGUGUGGUAUAUACUUUUAAAUGUUAUUACUUAGUUAAUACCAAACAAGUGAAUAGUGCUGUUUGAUGUACUGAUUGGCUAGUAUUCAUUAGUCAAUAUUCACCCUAGUGCUGGUGAAAGAGGUGGAUAUUUACCUUGCUACUUCCUAGCUCAAUGAAUAUGCACCACUAUUCACCUCCACUUGGGUGAAUAUUUGUUGAUGAUGUAACAAAUCAUGUUAUUUCGGGGGAAAAUCCUGAAGUGGCUGAACAUUCAUUCCCCAAACCUCACAUGAAAAUUGUAGAAUUGAGUGCUGUAUCAUAUUAACACCAUUUGAAUAUCAGCUAAGCCCUCUUGCAAAAUCAUGAUAUCUUCCUGCUGGAGAUACAUGUAACAUGUUAUCUUUGCAUACAAAAAGAUUAUGUUAUGGUUACAUAAUGAAUCACACCUGCAGUGGCAGUAGUUUCCUAUUUCAUUGGUGUUAAUAUCGCAAAUAAAAGAUUAAAUGGCUGCAUUGUGAUACAAGGUUUCUCUUCAUAUUUUAGGAAAUAUUUCACUUGUCUGCUGGGUUCACUUGUAAAAAUAUUCUUCAGCACUCAAACAUAAAAUGUCCUUACUUCACAGAGCCAUGUAUAUGUAUUAUUCCCUUUGUGAAUUUGCUAAAACAUCCAAUAUUGACUUCUUCUGAUUUUACUUCUUUUCAUUCAUUGGUUCCAUUCACUUAUUUGCAGUUUGGUACAGUGGCUUAAACACAGUAAAAAAGAGUGAGUAUUAAUGUCAUUCUAUUCAAUAAUCUGGAAUACUUGUAAGUAAACUGUUGAUUCAUUUCAUUUUACAUUAAGACUAUUACACAAAGUUUUGGCUAAGAGCCAACUGCUGGUGAAAUUCACCACUGGAAAUAGCGGCAGUUGCCAAAUUGAACCAUAAAUAGUGGUAUUCCUUAUAGUGAACUUUUUUGUCUUUCCUGUAUCCAUUUCAGAUAUUGUGAAUUAUGCAAUCACCGGUUUGCAUUCAAACCAAGUGAGUGUCAUUAAAAUAGCUUUUGGAAUAUUUGCUAUAUAGUAUUGUUUCCUGGGAAUUGUAAUUUCUUUUUUAUAAAAGAAUGAUACAUUCUACCAUAAAUUUAUUUGCUCUUUUAAUUUGUCUUCUUUGAUGUAUAUGUUUGAACCUGUCUCUUUGUGUAGCAUUUCAUAAAUUCAUCUAUUUUAUUUUGUUCUUUGAAACUGUCAAUAUAUUAAAAUGUGUGUUUUAAUGAACAAUUUAAAAUAUGUUCAUUGUGGUUCUAUUGCUUUUUUUGUUGUUUUUUCGUUUUGUUGUCGUAAUUAAUCAAUCAUCAUCUUAUACAUGUUCAAACAAAGGAAACAAAAAAGUUGAACAUUAUCAUAUUUUUUACUGACAACAAUUUUUUGUUUGUUUGUUUCUGUUUUGUCAUAGUUUACGCACCAGACAUGCCCAACAGACUUCCUGUCAAGGAUUUUGUUGGUGGUUUAGUAACAAACAUUCUUAGAGCUCUAAAAUAUUGGCUUCAUUAUACACUGGUUGCCUUGGCAUGGCUGGGAGUUGUACCUAUUACAGCAUGUAAGUCAAUGCAGUUUCAUUUUCUUUACUCUAAGUCUCUGUCUGAAUACAAGAUGUAAAAAUCUUCCCUACAUGAAGGCUACACAGUCAUAUAUUUCCAUUUUUAAAAUUCUCUCUUUCAUAAAGUACUUGUUUCUCAGAUAGGGAUAAGAGUGACUUACACCAGAUUCAAAAAAUGAAGGAUGUAACUUUGGUAGUUUAAUUUUUCCCUGGUUCAAAUUUACUUCCAGCUCUGUUUUGAAGUAAUUGUGAUAUAUUACAGUACCCAAAUAGACAGGACAAGAAAAUUUGAACCAUUGAUAAAAUUAAUCAAAAGUUGCACAACCAACUCAAUCCGUUUACGUUUCCUCCUUGUAACAAGAAAAGGGCUUUUUCACUUGAUAUAAAUGUACCCCAAAUGUUUUAACCCCCAGGAAGUCCUACCUCCAUAAACUUUAAGCACAAACAAAGCCUUCAUUCAGUGUAUGUUGUACCUGCAUGUACAUAGAACUCUUCCCUAUGGACUUGAAAUAGGUUGUUCUUAUUCCUUUGUUAUGAAACUCUAGUUGGAUCACUAUGGUGAUGAUCCAGUUUUAUAUGGUAAUUCAAUUUGCAGUAGGAUAAUGAUCCCUAUUGCCAAUGAAGUGAAGGGAUAAAACGUCUCACCAAAAGUAAUAUAAUCUUGUUAUUCAUUAGCUGUAAGCUUCCAACAACAAUGUUUUAAUGUUGAUUCAGUCAGGUCAGAACUUGUUGGACUAAAAAAAGAAACUUCUGAUGAGCAAGGCAGAAAUGUUUGGCAAGAGCUGAUUGUGAAAGCACUUCAAUUUCUCUUUUUCGUAUUUUAGAUCGUAUAUACAGAUGCUUAUUUGCUGGAUCUGUCAAUUCUCUUCUUACUUUGCCAUUAGAUAUGUUGUCCACGUAAGUACUUUGUGCUCUUCCCAUCUCAAAAGUACAGUGCAAUGUAACAACCACGUGCAAGGGUUCCAACCUCACCCUUUUUCUAAGUUGUGAUUUGGCAACAAAAACAUUAUGAAAUGGCUUCCAGAAAGAUGGUUGUGGUUCCCAGAAAUGUCAUGGAAAAGCACUCUUUAAACUGCUUUACUUCCCAACAUAAGCAGCCAAAUUGGUGACUUUUGCUGCAGAUUUAGUUUGACACCAAAACCUUUUUCUUCUUGCCAUGGUGACUAAAGUUGUGGCAGCUUGGAACUCUGAGUGCAUUUUUGAAAAUGACAAAUACGGUUGAACCCUGGUAACCUGAAUUGCCGAGGGAAACUGAAAUAACUUGGGUUAUCAGGGUUUUGAGUUAGAGGGGUUUUGAACAAAAAGACCGAAACACUUGAUUAAAGAGGUUUUUAUGCUUGUACAUGUUUUAUUGUAAGAUUUCUAGAAAUGUAAGAGCAUGAAAACAAGAGAAGAAAACAAAAGAAAACAAAAGCCUUUUUUUUCAAACCCCAAAAAAUAUUUAAAGCUAUGACAAAAUGAGGUAGUUUUAGAUUUCUAAUAAUGCAUGGUACUUGGGCUCAAAUUAUUGCAAUUUCUGUCUCUCUGCAGAGAAAAUCUAUUUUCAGACUGUAUACGAGGCUGUUUUGUGGUAGCCUGUACACUGUGCGCAUUCAUCAGCUUAGUUUGGUUACGGGAACAGAUUAUCACAAAUGGUGGCCCUGCAUGGCUGGAGCCUAAUGCUGAUCCUCUUCCUCAACUUAAUGUUGUAAGUUUAAGCUCAGAAUGCUUGAAAUUGGCUCUCAUUGUAGCAACUUAAUCUCGUACUGUAUGUCUGCCAUUCUGUAAAAUGGAUUUCAGGUCAAACUGGUGUUAAAGAUUAUAAACAAAGAGAAAAGUCUAAUCACAACAUAUGCUUUCACACUUUCUUUUAAUUUAGAUAAACAAUGAUCCUGGGGGUGGUGCUGAGAAUGCAGCUGCUGAGGGAGGUGGGGGUGGGGAGAAUGUUAACCAGCCUCAAGAUAUUCCAGAAGAAGAAGGGAACAAUGGAGCAAAUCAAGAUGCAGAAAAUGGAGCUCAAAAUGGUGAUGGUCAGCAUAAACAGCAAUAAAUAUUUUUUGUUAUUGUAAUUGAAAGGAAAAAAAAAUUUCUUUGGAAUUUUCAUUGAAGUUACUUGUAGUUUAAUGAUGACACUUUUGUAAUUAACCUUUAAACUCCCAUUAGUUACCAAGAAAGAAUUUCUCCUUACAAUAUCAUUAUUAUCUCAGGCAGACAAGUGAUGAGAAUGGAUAAAAAUGUAAAUUUAGAGAUUGUUAGUUGAUCCAAUGCCAAAUUCUUCAAACUCACGUUAUAAGAAUAAAUUUUUAUUUUGGACAGUAAGGAGAAUUACUAAAGAGAUCUUGGGAGUGAAAGGGUUUAAGACAGCACAUCCAAGUUGGAGUUUUAUGGUAACUCUGACACCCUAAAGCUAUUUGUAGAACAAGUUAAGGUGUUCUGGCAAGGGAAGUUAGUAUUAUAAUGACAGACCAAGUCUUUACUGUUGACUUGAUGCCAAAGGAACUGCUUUAAACCUUAUAUCAAACAAAAUCAUUGGCUUUUCUGUCUUCAAAGAAGCAAAACAUACACCAACUAUUGUGGAAUGAUUUAUGCAGUAUUGAGCCACACAGCUGAAGCAUACUCCAGUUACAUUACUGAAUGCUUGCAUUCUUCACAUGUUAUAAGACACAAGAACUUAUUUGAUUUGAAGUUCUGUUCUUGUUUGCUCUGAAGACUCUAAUGAUGGUGAUGAUUUUGUCCACAGAUGAUGCAAAUUGGAAUCCUGUGGAAUGGGAGAGGGCUGCAGAAGAACUUACAUGGGAGAGGGUAAGAUUUUUGCUUUUUUCUCAAAAUUAGCCACAUAUUACACCAGAUUAUGCUUGCAUGGUGAUUAUCACAAAGAAUACUACAUUUUGUACACUUGCACAAACUGACACUUUGAAUAUCACUUAAUGUAAAGUUAAAGCCUAAUAACUGGCCAUGAGUUCAUCAGAUGUAACGUUAUGUGUUACCCUCAAGAAACAAAUAAAAGUUGAUCAUAGUAUUCCUGGUGGUAGUAAAUAUAUGCAUACCUAAAGCUGUAUUGGUGUCAAGCAUUUUGAUAGACACUCAAUCUCUUAAUCAAUUUUCUUCAACAGAUGCUUGGGCUGGAUGGGUCUUUGGUAUUUUUGGUGAGUUUCCAAACUAUAUCUGUUUGCAGUUAGGUGAAGUAAAUUACCUUUUGACUUGUGGAUGAAAAACAAAUGAAGAUACUCUGUAUUAUCCUUGCAGGAAAGCUGCAAUGAAAGAAACUGCAGAAAAAAAAUUUUCCUAUUGUGUUUUUAGUUACAUAUUGUCUUAAAGCUCAUUGGAGGUAGAUGCAUUUAUCUCCUGCUACCUUGCACAUCUUGGAUAAUAGACUUAAUAAAAAACCUCUCAUUGUUGUUUAAGUGAAAAUGUAUUUUGCUUGUUUACAUUUUGAUUCACAAAUGCAUCUCUGGAUUUUUUUUCAGGAGCAUGUUUUCUGGGUGGUUUCUCUAAACACAUCCUUUAUUUUGGUCUUUGGUGAGUAACUUUGCAUAGUUAUUAAAGGAGUUGUGUCACAAUUUUUGCAUCUUGAAAGUUGUAGCCAAUAGUAUUGCUAAGGAAUCCUCCCAUUCAUAAUCAUCCACAUUCUUCUUCUGGCUUAUUUUUACUGUGGUGAUAUUUUUCUACUCUGGCUAUUAUGUUUAAGUUCCUACUUUGAUGGGAGGGAUUAUCUCCUUUGAAAAUGGACUCAUUAAAUUAUGAUUUGCAACAUACAGUCACAUGUUAUGAUCCCAUUGUAAAAUGAUGUGGUGGUUGAUUGUUGUGUUAUUUUUUUUCAGCCUUCUGUCCUUUUCACAUUGGGCAGUUUACAGUUAUUCUAUUAUCACUUGAGGAAGUGGUAAGUGGCAGGUUUCAUGAUGUCUGUGUAUGAAUGAUGUCUAACUUUACGUGACUUUGUACCUAUUAUCAAUUGUAGUAGUAUGAGUGGAGUCCAAUUUAGUUUGUAAUCACAGGAGAAAUGAACAAAGGCGGAUGCCUGCAACUCAGAACCCCAAUCAGUUUAUCAUGAUUACAGACAUAAUUUGGCACAAAUUUCUGUCUCCGUUUAGCUAAAACUCUGAAAAAAUGUGAGAGACAAAACACCUGUCACUGAAAAUUAGUGAAAAAAAAUAGUAUCAUAGCAGUGACUUUUUUCUGAGAAGAAAAAGCACUCAAUAGACCUUUUCACAGCUUGGGCAAAUGACAUGUUUUGUCUAGUUUGUGCAAUGUUGAGCAUUACUUAUGUACAGCCCUAUUAGUGCUCAAAUUGAGCUGCUGAUUACCAGUCACAAUUUAGAAUCUUGCCAUAGUUUUUGUUGAUCAUGAAUUAAAUAAAAAGCCUUCAUUUUAGAUUUACUCUAGUUGUGUAAGAUUGCAGAUGAAAAGGAAACAAAAGUCUGUGGCAACCCAGAGUUAUGUUAAUAAAAAAAACUACUGGUCGCUUUAAAAUCCCCUCUCCCUUUUUCACUUCACAAUCAUCUUUUGAAAUACAAAAGUAUGCCCAUUUUUUUGUAGAGGGAUUCACUCUCUAUUUGAAAUUCAUGGAUAAAAUUAUGCUGGCCAUUGCUUAGUAUUAUCUUUUUGUGAGCCCUAUCUAAAAUACUUCACACCAAACUUUACUCAGUUGUCUGAACGCUUCUUUGGCAAUAUUUCUUGUUUCCUUUGGCUGUACAUGUAUGAAAGACAGUAACUAUUUCUCUAUGACUUCUGGCAAUGAAAUUUUUAUGUGCUUCAAUUUGUUUCUAACUUUCUUUGUCAAUUAUUUUACAGUUUCAGUCAUCCAAAUUUGAAGGUCUUUUAACUGCAGUUCUAGGAUAUGUGAUUAUUGCCUUCUCUCUAAUAUUGUGUCAUGUAUCCUUUUUUACAAGAAAUGUCACUUUGAUGUAUUUUCUUGAAAACUUGAAAUUGUAUAAGUUAAUGGAUCACUUUGGGGGGUGGGGUGGGUGAGGUUAGCUGAUUUUAGAUAAUAUUUCCUUUGAUCUCAUCAGUUAAAAAAAGAGAUAGCAAAGAUGUGAUAGGGAAAAAGUUUUUAAAAAAAUUUUCUGAAAACAAUAAGGUUUAGAUAAGUUCAACUUUAUAAACUUUGUAAAGUCAAUACUUUUUUCCUAAAUGGUGAAAUGUUCCCUGAACUAAAGUUUUAUUGGGUAGUUUAGGAAAGGACACUUUUCACAAUAUGAAGUGUACAUGUCAUACUAUACCACUUACUUUGUGGCCUGAUGUUGCUACUUACCAUAUACCUGUUAUAAAUUAGAGUCAUUGUAACUGAUGAUAAGUAACUCCUGGUGUCAAGAAAAGGUACAUUGGUACUGGAUAGUGCUGUAGUCCAGUGUGACAGUAAAGUGGUUCUUCCUUGACUAUUUUUUUUAUAGAGUGUAGCAUCUAUGUGUGGAUUGAGAAGGUAAUGUUGUUGGUUCAUUUUUUACUCAAUAACUAUCUUUGUCUUGUGGAUGAAAGAGAUAGAUAUCUAUGGUUUAACCUCAACCCUUUUCUCUUAACCUUAAACCUUAAACCUUAACCCUUAACCCCUAUGAGUGACCAAGACAGAAUUUCUCCUAAUAAUAUUAAUACAAUAUAUAACCCUAAACCCUCUCUCUCAAGAAUCAGAGUAUGUCUAUUUAGUUUACCAGAGCCAGUAAUACUUUAUCUAUGAUUACUCUUUUCUUGCAGACCGAAAAGAAUAUUGGGGUUGUGCUAUGUAGUAGUUAAGGUAAGAACUGGAAAGAAAUUUUGAUUUGCUCUCUUAAUUACUUUGGUUUUGGUUUUACUGCACUCGAUUGAAAUGCGCUUGAAUUUGUCAAUAUAUGUAGGUUAUUCAAAAUAACUUUUUUCCAAUUACAUCUUACUUGAUUCCUUGGCAGGUUUCAUUGUUAAUGUUGGUAGAGAUUGGAUUGUUUCCAUUGGUGUGUGGAUGGUGGUUAGACGUAUGCUCGCUGGUGAGUCUGUUAAAACGAGUACAUUAUGAUUGAAAUAACUCCAGCCUGAUUAUGACAGUGCCCCUCUAACAUCAUAGCACCAACACCUCUAAACAUUUCUGGCUUUUUUUUUUUGAAAGUCGUAGAGUAUUAACACCACUUACAAACACACUGCAGUAUUACCGCAACUCGCACACGUUUAACAAGCUUGUGGCCAUCUUCUCUGAGCAAAAGAAGCUCUAUGUUUAUGUGCAUUUCUGUUUAAACUUCAAAGAUAGUAUCCUCUGAAGAUAGUAGAAUUGAUAUUCAUUAGUUCUUUAUCAAGUGUUAAUGAAAGUUUUCCUCUUUUUUUCUCUAGUCUCUGUUUGGAGCUACAUUGAAAGACAGACUUCUAAGUGUUGAUUCAGCACCAGGUAUUUUAAUGAUUAUAGGAAGUUAGUAUUUUUUUAAGGAGUAUAUUCUACAUCGAACUUUUUCUUCAUGUGCAAAGAUUGAAAAUCUACUUCUGUUUUAUUUCCCAAGGUACAGCCAUGUUCCUUCACUGGCUUGUUGGUAUGGUGUACGUGUUCUACUUUGCUUCAUUUGUUCUCUUGCUCAGAGAGGUCCUCAGACCUGGUGUCCUGUGGUUCUUGAGAAAUCUGAAUGAUCCUGACUUUCAUCCAGUCCAGGAGGUACGUGACUUCUUCAAGUUAUGCCCUAGAAUCGAUUACCAGCCGCUGUUCGCGAAAUGAUCCCACGUUUCUCCCGCUGAAGACUUUCGGGAGGAUCGUAAACCGAAGCCGAGAAAACGAAGGAUAUCGAGUCUAGUUAUGGUUGACCCUCUGAGUAAACUGUUUAAGAAACUUUCCCCACUGAUCUGUUUUCUAACAGGAAUGUUGUGUUUCAGUCAAAUUAAAGACUGCUGUUUGUUCGAAAUUUCAGAUGAUACGACUCCCUGUGUACAGACAUGCAAGAAGGUUUUUGCUGUCAUUGGUAUGCUAUGUUAUACAGAUAAAUUCCCUUACAUUAUAAAACAGAAGAAUAUUUUUUCUCCUACUCCUCUUUUAGACAUUUCCGAAAUAGCAUGAAGACCUGUCACGUAGAGUGUUUUUUGCACCGUCAGGAAAGACCCUGAUCAUUGAGUAAUAUGUAAGUUUUCACUCGAGCCAAGCAAAGCUCAUCCUGGUUUGUGAAGCAUGAGCUAUCGAAGAGUCUUGCUAUUCCCGUCUGGAUGGUAUGUUAUUUCAUCGCCAGGUUACUCCCUAGCAUUUCAUUAAGCUUCCCUGCCGGUGCUCAUUUAUAUUCUUAAGAGUAGAGAGGCAUUGUGAAAGCAAAGUGUCUUUCCUAAGUUCACAACACAAUGAUCCGCUCAACUUACGGACUUGCGUAUCUCGACCCGGAGUCUAGCGCUCCAAUCACCAGGCCUCUGUUGUUCGAAGGUUGUGUAACGCUAUCCACUGGAUAAAUCUCUGUCUGGUGGAUAAGGCUAUUCGUUUUGUUAUCACUUAUCCGCCGGAAAGCAAUUUAUUCGUUGGAUUGCGUUAUCCACCUUUAUACAACUGGACCCAGACCACCCCGUCUCCCUUUAAUGAUGUAUAAGGUUACUUGGUUUCGUUCACUUUUAGGUUGUGUUCGGCACCACGGUGCUCCUUAUGAUGUAUCUUCCUGUCCGACUCAUUAAAUGGCUGUUUCCAAGUUUCUUGCCGUACAAUGUCCAGUUAUUCAGGUCAGACGCAGCCUUGUAAUUACUCCUUACGUAUCGUUCGUCCUCCUUAACUUAGGUUAGGCCCGUUUGGUUCAUCGAAAACUAUUUCCUUGAAUAUCUCCGUUAUUUUAUCCUCUCUAGAAAUUGUUUUCCUCGAGAAAACGGUAUUUUCAGCGGAUUUCCCUCGUUGUUCUGCGGUACCAGGAGGUUUGGCCCCAGUGUAAGUUCGCCUCCUACCACCUUCGCAGGUUUGCCCCCCUUUCCCCCUGAAGUGAAACAAGUUCACCCCCAAAAUUUCCUUGUGUUGUUUCUAGAGCGAACUUCCACUUAAAAUGAUUUCCAUUGUUUACUUUUCUUUCAGUGAGGUUCCCGUAAGCGAGUUAUCCCUUGAGUUGCUACUACUUCAGGUUGUGUUACCAGCUUUGUUGGAGCAGGGUCAUACCAGACAAUGGCUGAAAAAUGUCAUGCGUGGCUGGGCUGUUGCCGCAGCGUUCGUCCUGUAAGUAUUCUUAAUCCUUUACACCCUAACAUCAGUAUGCAUAAUCUCCAUACUGUUUUCGAUAGAUUUCUUAAGGUGAAGAGAAGGAGAAUUUGUUUGAAUAUCAGGAGCUUCCUAAGCCUUAAAUCACUGAUCAUUUCCUUUAUUCUUGUAACCUUUAUAUUUGAUUCAAGGGUGGUGCUGUAAGAGGAAAUUAGAAGCUAGCCUCUCCUAGGUUCAAACGGAUUAAAGUGGCCUUCAGUGUUUAUUCAGAUUUUACUUUUACUCUUCUUUUCCCAUCCAAGAGAGUCGCUACACCAAAAUUAGUUUUAUGUCCAUGUUUUUCUAAUGCAGGAUAGAUUUACCAUUUUUUUUAAAUCAUACUUAUCAAGAUAAUCUUUUGCUCUGUUUCUAGAAAUCUUAGAUCGUACCUGUUAGGGGACGUGCCUCUGGAUGGAGCAGAAAAUGUAAGUUUUUAUCGAUUGAAGAAAACCUAAGUUAUUAGUGACAUGUUCACUAGAAUUGAUAAUUAAGAUAUAUGUGAUUCUUUUUAGCUUUUUCUGCCUUCGUCCGUCCAAAGACAAAAAUUUCAGUUGACUGUUGAUAGUUUUUCUGGAUCGCUUUGUCUUGCCACAAUGCACUUUGUGAUUGGUGCAGAUAUAUCGCACCACCUUCUCAACCAAUCAGACACAAAUCUACAAAACUAAGACCAAGUGGGCGCGACUUGGUCACACGCCCACAAGAGCGAAGCAGGUACUCGAGAGAGCGGCGGAAAUCGAGCUUAAAAUAACUGUUAAACUGAAAGAUAUUCACGGUUUAGUUGGUUGAUUAACUAGUUUAAUUGUGGAAAAAGCACUCAGGCAUUUGAUGAAUUUUACUCUCCAGGUGUAUGGAUUGCAUUUAAGUUACCGUGUUGAUCAGAGGAAUGCUGGAAAUGGCCCUCAAGUAAACGCUGCCGGUCAGAAUGCAGUGCAGGCUCAACCAGCUGCUGGUAAUGCUGCAGGGGGUGGUGGAGCUGCUCUCGGAUUUCAGCCGUAUAUCAGACCACGUAUGUUCGCUUUCAAGGUAAUUACCUCUUUGUCUUCCCUCUCCCACCUUACCCCUUCCACACAAUUAUUAUAUAUUUGUUUUUUAAGUAUCUCAUCUUUGUUCAGAAUACUGGCCUCAUAGUAAAGGAAAGAUGCUUUACAAUUGUUAUGACCUCUGGAGAAAGAAAAAAAACUUUUUGUCUCUAGUAAGUGUUUGUACCCCAGCCCGGCAGUCAAUUUCAUUUCCUUAACGGUUGCAACGUGGAAUACGUGGGAAUAUAGUAGGGAAUAGAUUACUCUAUGCUAUUUAAACUGAGAUACUAUAUUAUUUUCUCUCAUGCUUUUUCUUGUUUCCUAGAUAUUGUUGCUUGUCGUGUUGAUGUGUGUUUCGCUGUCUUUUGCAAGUUUUGUGACUUUAACUGGACCAGGUGAGUUACGGAAUAAAUACUUUUGUCUAUUUCGGAGAAUGAAGAUCAAUCUCCCUCGGUCAAUUUGCCCUACAAGUGAUGAGCCUAAUUGAUUAAAUACAAUUGAAACAAAAGAAGCAUGUAAAACCUGAAAAAGAGUUAGGGCUUUGACCCUAGCAUAUUCCGCCUCAAAACUCCGAUUGUGACAGCUGAAAAAGUCUAAAGUUGUGAUCGUUUUGUUUAGUUUUUAUUGGCCGAAGCGUGAUGCUGCUGUGGAUGGGUGAUGCCGCUGUACACGAGCUGUAUACAGCAGCAUGUGGUUUGUAUAUUAUAUGGCUUGUUUGCCGAAUAGGCAGUGUACUCACCUCCUGGAUACCUCUUGGCUGCAAGGGUGUUGCUUUGAAAUUCUUCGAGUGGUUUCUCUUGGUAAGUUCCUUGUGGAUUUAUGGUUCUGUUGAAAGCGGAAUUUUGGUUAAGGCUCGCUCAGAUUCUUAAAGCCUUAAUACCACAAAGCGAUUGGAAACUAUCCAUUAAGACCUGAAUGAAUCAUUGAAAGUAAAAGUAAAAUCGUGAAGAGAAAAAAAGAGUUUUAAAAGAGUCCAGAUCAUUUUUAGAUUGUAACAAGGUUGGUAGCUGUUUGAAAUCCCCAGGACGUAAAGAACAACAGAAUGUUUUUUUUUUUUUCGUAUUUUGUGGUCUGUUUCAAAGAAAGCUUGGACAACCACUUUUUUUUGUGUAGGCUAUGGAGUUUUAUGUUGAACACAGAGUCUGGAAAAUGACAAUAAGCGGAUUGAAAAAGUCUGGAACAUGUCAAUUUUAGCGCAAGAAAUGUCAACGAACCUUGUUCUGAUGCGUGAAAGCUAAUCAGUAGUUCUGGUUUGCUUUGACGAAGAGCUAACGCUCGAGAUGUCAGGUUUAGAAACUCUUUACGGUGGCCAAUAUACAUUAUUAACGCAGUUGAUAAAAUCAGUUAACCAGUAGCUUACACGAUCACCGCAAGGUGGACCGAAGGUUUCUUCGUCGGCUAAAGAUAAUCUUAAUCGUCAUCUUCGACUUAUCUUGGCUGUGAGUGAAUUAAACUGUUCUUCUAUCACUGUAGCUUUAUGAAGCUGCCUGUAAUUAAUUGACCUUUAUUGUUAUUGUCUUCAGGGUCUCAAGUGUGUUAUCGUAGCCCUCGCUCUUAUUGGCUUGGUACCAUUAUUGUUGGGCCUUCUGUUUGAGCUCGUCGUGGUAGCGCCUUUGCGAGUCCCUCUCGAUCAGACCCCUUUGUUUUUUCCGUGGCAGGUGAGAGAGCCCCAAUCCUGUCAUACUUUUCUCAGCCCGAGUCUCUUAAGCAAUUUAAAGACCGCCAUAUCUUUGUUUCUCUAACAGGACUGGGCAUUGGGUGUGCUUCACAUGAAAAUUAUAUGUGCUGUUACCAUGAUGGGACCAAACUGGUGGCUUAAGAGAGCCUUAGAACAGGUAACACACAAUGGUUUAAUCCAUCAACCAGCAAAGGCUGCCCUGCCUUGUACAUCUAGUCGAAGUGCUUGUCUAGUAGUUAAGUGUUGUUCUAACUAUAGUCCCUGUAGAAGCUAGUCAUGUUGCGAUCUUAGAGUACGAUGCAUGACGGGAGUAGUUUAUUGCGACGACAGUAAUUGGUUAAUAGUCGAUCGGGAAAGAUGGACAUCUAUUUAUUUAGGUCAGUUAUCGAGGUACCUUCCAAAAAUUUACGUACACUUAUAGUAAAGCAUUGGUUGGCGAUCUCAGGCUUAGCAGUACAUUUCGUAAUAGUCAAUGGGCGAAUUAUUUCUCCAUAUGAAUGGGAGAAACUUCGGUAAAUCAAUUUUUUUUUCAUGACAUCAAUGUUAGGUUUACCCCUACACCCUAAAGAUCGAUCAGUAAUUUUACCACAAUUGGUAGUAAAGUCGCAAUCUGAUUGGCCAAUUUGCUGUUGUCGACAAGAGUAUAGACAACGCUACUCGCGUCAGCGUGUCCCGUAAAGGUCAUGUACCGAGAGAAUCGUUUUAGUUGACGUUGAUAUUGUGGUAAAUAAGAAAUGCUGCGGGGACUCGGCUGCGCCUCCUCGUAAGUGUAUAACAUUUUUACCACUGUGAUGACGAAUAUCGUUAUCAAUAAGUGUGCAGACCAUGCUCAAACACUGUCGAUUUGAUUCUUUUACUUCAAUUUUCCAGGUAUAUCAAGAUGGUGUUCGGAACAUAAAUGUGGUGUUUAUAUUUCGACACGUGACCUUACCCGUCGUAUGUUGUCUUCUAUUGGCUGUUUCAUUCCCUUACGUUACCGCUGCCGGAGUUAUACCCAUAUUUGGUAAGUAUUUGGUGUAUAUCUUACGUCUGGAUUCAGUGGCGUAAUUAAACCUCGGCAUUUUUACCUUGUGUGCAGCUUAAGAGCUAAGACGAUUCCUUUGACAGAUUUAUCUUAAAAUUUUAGAUUUAGCUCUAGAUUUAGAUAUCCCAUCCGUUUGUAAAUGCCUUGGAAUAAGAUAGCCUUAAUCCCUAGCCUGUCUGUUCCUAUUUAAGUGAGUUAGUUUAUGAGGUUCUUUCUGGAAAAUUAUCUCCACCUUGCCUGUUCUUGGCGUUCAGUGGAGCGAAAUGCAGUAGGAAAUGUGACUCAACCUAACCAUCCCUUGUUUUUUCCCUAUGCUAUAAUUGUGCCAUUUACUGUCACGUUUACCGAACGACUACCUGGAAGAGGCUUUGUCCACCUUGUACAAACUUGCCUCAGCUUCAUAACACUUUCCUAACAUCUCACCACUCGUACUUUAUUGAUUAUUGUUGCCGUUCUCUUCAGUGCGAUCACCUGACACUCGCUUGUUCUGUCUCCGCCGUAUUUACCCAUUCCUGUUGGCCAUGUUCAUCCUGAUUGCGGGCUUUAUAUUUCAAGGACGUCAAUUCCGCCUUUUGUACGAACGAAUCAGGAAUGAUAAGUAAGUUGUGUUUUUUAAAAAGUUAAAAGGUAUAAGGUCCUCCUCUGUCACCAUCAGAUUCUUCUAUUCGUCAUAUUUCUAUCUUGUUCAGAAACCAACAUCUCCAAAUUUUUGUUAAGCUGAAGGUUUAGCCACGUUUUUAGAGAAUUCCGCGAAUGCCCAAGUGUUCUUUGAAAGAACGCACUCUAAAAAACUAAUUUGACAUGGCUUAACAAGUCAAAUAUAUGACAGAGACUCAAGGGCUAGCUAACUAACUCACCACUGGCCAAUUGACUGGGUGACCGACCAUUUAACCGAAUGAAUGACGGACCGACCGAACAAAAAAACGAUCGAAUGCUCGACUUAUCUACGAACCAGGGAGCUUGGUUCCUGGGGAUCAAUGUGAGUAUGCGAAAGGAACUCUGGCAUGUUCGCCCGCCUGUUUGAAUCUCGCAUGCUUGGCUAAAAGUGGUACAACGCUGAUUUGGGUCUGCUUGCAAGCUACGCAGUGAUCAGCUUGGUACUCUUUGGGGAGAGAGAACUUGCAUAUUUUCUUCUUCGUUUUGACCUUACUUUUGGAUUCAAACUGAAGACAUAGGAAGAAUGGAACUUUUGAAUUAUGCGACUUAACACCGUCAGGAGUAAGCUAUGUUAUGAACUAAGGUUAUGUACAUGUCUGAUUUCUUUCAGGUACCUUGUCGGCCAGAAACUGGUCAACUAUGAGCAUGGCAAACGCCCAACUAAGGUUCCUACCAAAGCAAUGGCUGAUACCGGGUGAAUAAUUCAUCUUCUUGAAGUGUUCACAGUUCGUGCGGAAUCACGGAUAGCACCAAUUCGUCAACAGUCACACAACACAGGAUAUUUUAUAAGCAUAGCGUAACAACCGUAACGCAACAAGGCAGCUCUUAUAAAGAUAUAAAGGAAAAAAAUAAGGACAUACACGAUAGCGAAUUUUAAAAUGGCGCUACUCUGUGCAGAGUUCGUUGUUUGUAUUUGCCGUUAGUCUACUGGUAGAAGGGAAAUUAUGCGAGCUUGAGAUUCCAUUAUUUAUUAAUUUCCCAAAAUGUGUGCGAUCAAUUGUUAGGAAAAAGAAACUCGGAUUGAAACAAACGUGAGUGUAACCGUGAGAGAGAGCGAUAUGCGUUACAUGUUGCAUGUGUAGUAGUUUUAUUAUUAGUCACAAUUAGAAAGUUUAUAAAUGAUGUAAAAAGUCAAAAAGUUUACCAGGGAUUAAUUCACUUCUUUUGAGAAAUUCUUCAGUUCUGUAGGAAAAUAACACCGACAAUUAUCAACUACAGACAUCGGCAGACUUGUGUUUGG